AUGUCAACAACCCUGAGUUUAAGACAGUUUAUCAACGAGAGGUUACACACUGCUGCUGAAGACAUAUUUGGAUGUUUUGAAGCGACUGUCGCAAAGUACGAGGAUGAGAUCGGUCGUCAGCGCAGACUGCUGGAUGUAACUUUGAAACCUGUAGUAAAGCUGCAGAGAAUAGAGCUCCCACAGCAACAUGUCUGUAUCAAGGAAGAGUUUCCUGCUGACCUGCUGGAGAGGAACCCCAGUCCAGACCAAGAGGAGCCAGAACCUCCACAGAUACAGGAGCAGCAGGAGGAGCACUGCAUCGAGCUCCCAGAGCAACGUUUUCUUAUUGAGGAUGAGUUUCCAUCUGACCAGCAGCUCUGGAACCUUGAGAGGAACCCCAUUCUGGACCAAGAGGAGCCAGAACCUCCACAGAUUAAAGAGGAGGAGGAGCACUGCAUCGGUCUGGAAGUAGAGCAGCUUGUACUGAAGCAGGAGGAUCAAGAUACCCUUUUGUUGAAUCCUACUCUCAAGGAAAGUGACCACAGUGAACCAGAACCAAGUGACCACCAGCUCCUCUCCCACAGCUCAGCUCAGAGCCAACAUCUCAAAGGAGGCAAGCAUGGAAACUCAAAAUCAGUUAGUAAUGCAGAGCAGGCAUCAGAAAAGGAACAUCAUGUCAUCACAAGAGCAAAAGGGAGGACAAGUCCCAGUAACCUUGCAUGUAGCACCACCAUGUCAAAGAUUGUGCCAAAUAUCUGCAAGAGUAAAAAGGUUUUCCAGUGUGACACUUGUGGAAAAGUCUUUAAGUUGAAGUCAGGAUUAAAUGGACAUUUGAAGGUGCACACAGAUGAGAAAUCAUAUAUUUGCAGAACCUGUGGAAAAAGAUUUGGUUACAAGUCAGCACUAAAAUCACAUAUGAGAGCCCACACAGGGGAGAAACUGCAUUCUUGCAAAUUGUGUGAAAAAAGUUUCACAACUAGCACAAAGUUGAAGAUCCACGAGAGAACGCACACGGGCGAAAAACCUUUUACUUGUAAAACAUGUGGGAGAAGUUUUAGUCAGAGGAUUAGCCUUCAAGUCCAUGAGAGAACCCACACGGGCGAGAGACCUUUCUCCUGCAAAACUUGUGGGAGAAGUUUUAGCGAGAGAAAUCACCUGCAGAGACACGAGAGAACCCACACGGGUGAGAGACCUUUCUCUUGCAAAACUUGUGGGAAAAGUUUUAGCGAGAGAAAUACCCUGCAGAGACACGAGAGAACCCACACGGGUGAGAGACCUUUCUCUUGCAAAACUUGUGGGAGAAGUUUUAUCCGGAGAAAUCACCUGCAGGUCCACGAGAGAACACACACGGGCGAGAGACCUUUUUCUUGCAAAACUUGUGGGAGAAGUUUUAGCCUGAGAAGUACCCUGCAGAGACACGAGAGAACACACACGGGCGAGAAACCUUUCUCUUGCAAAACUUGUGGGAGAAGUUUUAUUCGGAGAAAUUACCUGCAGAUCCACGAGAGAACGCACACGGGCCAGAAACCUUUGUAGCUGUCUGCUAAACCUGCCAGUUUAUGUAUACUGUUUUAUACUAUUAUUUAGGUUGGGCUUAUUUUCUUCUUUAUGUUCAACUAUGUAUUGGGUUAUUUCAGUUAGUAAUUUGUUGUCUUUUUACAAGUAGCGACUCCCCUAACAUGAAUACCUGUAGCUUUAACGAGCUGACCAUUUUAAUAAACGCACCCGACCCCUC
Molecule: messenger RNA, 1714 nt
Organism: Limanda limanda (common dab)
Lineage: Eukaryota; Metazoa; Chordata; Actinopteri; Pleuronectiformes; Pleuronectidae
Product: zinc finger protein 567-like
Exons: 3
Coding region: 1-1515 (504 amino acids)
Cellular component (GO): nucleus
Source: RefSeq, a predicted model, not a curated record